Molecule: messenger RNA, 2826 nt
Organism: Leptopilina boulardi
Lineage: Eukaryota; Metazoa; Arthropoda; Insecta; Hymenoptera; Figitidae
Gene: galene
Exons: 11
Coding region: 749-2611 (620 amino acids)
Biological process (GO): potassium ion transmembrane transport; stabilization of membrane potential
Cellular component (GO): membrane
Molecular function (GO): potassium ion leak channel activity
Source: RefSeq, a predicted model, not a curated record
UCACGACAUAACUGAACGGAAGUCAUUCUAAAAUAUAUCGGCGUUCAUUUCUAAUCAUCUCACGCGUAUAUAACUUUAAAACAAAAAUUUUCUUUUUUUUCUAUAUAGUUACAUAUCGGAAAAAUGAUAAAAACAAACUUUUUUUUGUUCCAUAAAUUUUUUAAUAAGGCAAUAUGAAAAAUAAUUUUUUUUUUGAUUUUAUAUAAAAUUAAAUUUUUAAACUACAAAAGAAUUUUCAAAUUUAUUUUUAUUUUUAUAAAAAUAGAGUGAAUUUCAGUGCGUUUUAUUUAUGAUGAAUAAAAAUAGUGAAACUUUAUUUGUAAAAUGGUUUACAAUGUUUAAUGGGAAAGUGAGUGGGAAAAUAAAUGAGAAAACUAAACACUAUAUGUAAGAUGUCUAUUGCCUCGGUAUUAUUUUGACAGAUUUAUAGGCCAUGAACUAAGUUGAAUAUGAUUUAAAUAUUUACUUAUUUUUAGAAAUUGAAUAUUGCUGAGACAAAUGGUAAAAAAAUUAGAACGGUGGAGAACGUUUUCCUUUUUUGAAAAAAUUUUGACUUUUUUUUUUAAAAUUAAAAUUGAUUUAAAAAUUAAUUCCAGAACUUUUUAGAGUAAAUUAAACUGUUUUUUUUUGUGUGAACAAAAAAAAGGUGUUUAAAGUAUAUAAGUUUGAUCUGUGACAUGAAUGGAAAAUUCAAAUCGAACGGGAUGUGAUCGUUAUUUAAAUUUCUCAACUCCGACGACAAUAUAAAAUGCCACCUCGACUUGAUGCAGUUGAUUCGAUGGAUGUGGAAAAGCCGUCGAGGUGUUUGAGAUUCUUACGUCUACUAUGGAAAUUCUGCAAGUGCGUUUUCUCCCAUGUGAGCCUGGUAUCUCUCGUGGUCGCCUAUUGCGUUUUGGGAGCCCACGCUUUUGUAUCUCUCGAAGCAAACCAUGAGCAAGAAGUUAAAAAGAGCAUUAAACAUCUUCGAGGAAAUAUGACGCAGAAGCUGUGGAAGAUGACGUUGGACUCAAAGGUGUUAAUGGAAGAGAAUUGGACGAUCGGAGCCAUGGAUAAGCUCAAGAUCUUUGAGACGAAUCUGCUAAAGAAAAUGAAAGAGGAGGGAUGGGAUGGAAACGAGGAGGUGAAUAAUGUUCAAUGGACAUUUGCUGGAGCACUAUUUUAUUCCAUCAUUGUUAUUACUACCAUUGGCUAUGGCCAUAUUGCACCGAAAACUCGAAAUGGUAAAGUCGUAACAAUAUUUUAUGCCAUACUGGGUAUACCUCUGAUGCUCUUAUGUCUUUCGAACAUCGGUGACAUCAUGGCAUCUAGCUUCAGGUUUUUGUAUUGGAAGGUAUGCUGUUACGUGUGUACUCGACCUCCAAAGAAAAAGAGACCUCGUAAAAAUUUCUCCAGAGCACAAUCUGUCCGUCAAUCUUCAAGAUAUUCGGAAAAUCGAGCACCAUCUUUUCGUCGAUCUAUACGAACUAGUCAAAGAUCCGCUGAUUCGGCAUUGGGACUUUCUGGAAGUACAUUACGUACAUCGUAUUCCGAUACUGAAUGCAGGUAUCAGAUUCAAAGGUACGAUGGUAUUGAUCAGAGGAGGCCGGGGUCUUAUCUUCCAUCAACCGGAGCAAACUUGAACGUAGAUACUAGGCAGUCGACUUUCUCCAGGUAUUCCGAUGUUCCUGUCUCGUCUCCGAAGAUGACCAGAGGUCCCGCCAGGUUGACAACGCAAUCACUUGAUAGGCGAUUAUUGGUCAACCCCCAUGAUAAUGAUCGUUCACCUGUGUUCUUCAACAAGUAUGCUCUCGAUGAUUUCGAUGAACCAGUCAACGUUCACUCAAAAUGGAGGACUCUUACCACUGAUAGAGUGAAUUCAGAGAAAGCUUGCGGCAAAAUAGAAGUUCCGGACGACCUGGAGGAAGAAGAAGAAAGGACACCCACGUUAGUAACGAGAUCGUUGCCAAGAAGAUGUCUCUCGGUGGAGGGUGCCACGAAUAAUAGAUCCGGAAUGAACCAAACGGCGCGGCCUGCUUCAGUUUUCCUUGAGAUGGAUAAUCCUAGGAGGCUUCCCACCUCCACAAGAUCCAGACGUCCUCGAAACUACUACAUAACUCGACCUUAUAGAAGAGAAGCUCCAUCGCCACGAAUAAUGUCACCAAUGGGUUUUGCAGUUCACCGACAAGUUUACGCUGAUGAUUUCGAUGUAGAUUACGAUUAUAAUCCAACGGCUGAAGUUCAAGAUCGAAGAUCUGUGAUAAAACCAGUGCCAAUUUGGCUCUGUGUCUUUCUUGUAGUGAGCUAUAUAUUCGGUGGUGCUUUUCUCUUCAAUUACUGGGAGAAUUGGGUCUUUCUGGACUCAGCCUACUUUUGUUUCAUUACACUCACCACAAUCGGAUUCGGAGAUUUUGUACCUGCACGAAAACUCAACGCCGAGCAGGGAAUAGCCUUGUGCUCGCUUUAUUUGCUUUUUGGAAUCGCUCUACUUGCAAUGAGUUUCAAUCUCGUUCAGGAAGAAGUCAUUAAUAACGUGAAAAGCGUUGCGAAAAGACUUGGAAUUAUCAAGGAGCACGAUGAUGACGAAGAAGACGAUGAGGACGAUGAGUAUGAGUACGAUUAUGGGGAAGAUUGAGAAAACGAGAGAGUACCACCAACUCUCAACGGUUUAAGGAUUAAAAUCUCUUAAUAAUAUCUUUACUUCUUCUGAUUUCUGCCAACCGAGAUUCCUCUUAAUAUAACCUUUUUUUGCUCCUUACAACCUUUUCUUUUUUCCUCAGCCAAUGUCCUUUUUUGCGACUCUUUUUUUUAUCCAUAUAUUUAAUUAAAUUUUAUUUCUAUUCACAAUAA